CUCCGAGGUGCCCCCUAUAUAACAACGGACCUGAUAAAGCUUUUCCGCCAUUUUCACGUUCCCGUCCUCUGCGAAAUCCUCACAGAUCUCUCUCCGUCAGACCGCUAACACAGGCGACGACUCUACUGCUUCCAUGGAUUCAUUUGAGUGCGAUGCCAUGUCCAUGGAGAAAGAAGCCUCCCCGCCGUCAGAUCCAAACAGCACCACCACCACCGUCUCGACUUCAUCACCACCUGCCUCGAUCCUUGCGCCGCACUCACCACCUUCCGUCCACACCGAUGACGCGCAAAAGAAGCAGCAAUUUAGCACCAAUUUCACUGCUCUGUACCGCUCGAUUUUCCCGCCCAAAUUUUCUUCCCCUAGCGACACCACGACGAGCUCACCGCCUCCGCGCUCCUCCGCCUCAUCCUCUGAUCUCAACCAAUAUGCCUCCGGCAAGAGCUCCGCUACCAAGUCAGACGCUGAUCAUCGACUCGAGCAGGCUCGACUUGUCGUGGAUUAUGAGAACCUCUGUGAUCGCUACAGUAUCUGCAGAUCUGAGCUCCAGGACCUCACCAACGAGAUCAGCGCACUAAGAAGGGAGAAUGCAUCCCUCCGAGUAACCAACAAAGAACUCGCCAAGCUACUCAGCCUCUCAGUCUCCUCGCAGUCCACAAUGCAUGACUGCUUCCGCCGUCUCAACCUCGUCGAAUCUGGAUCUGACUUUAGUGGAGACGAGCAGUCCACCUACAGUCCAACUAGCGUUGUAGAACAGAGCCGCUUCGAGAGGACUGAUCCGGAGAGGGUUUGGCUUCCGAAGAGCAUUUCAGUCCGGUCCAGUAGCUAUCUCAAGGCCAAUCAAUCUGCUACAAACAGCGGCAGCUCGAGUCGGACGGCGAGUCAGCUGCGAGCAGCUACUGAACUCGAAGGAAAGGUGCAGCAGCGGAUGUAUCUGCCUGGAGCAAAGAAGGAGCUGGAGGUGUACAGUCAGGGGAUGUUCAAGACAGAGCUGUGCAACAAGUGGCAGGAGACCGGCGCUUGCCCGUAUGGAGACCAUUGCCAGUUUGCCCACGGCAUAGCAGAGCUGAGGCCAGUGAUCAGGCACCCACGCUACAAGACAGAGGUCUGCAGGAUGGUCCUUGCUGGGGAUAACUGCCCUUACGGCCACCGCUGCCACUUCCGCCACUCCCUCACCGAGCAGGAGAUGAUGCUUGCUGGGGCUUCACCCCGUUGAGCCAUGUCCCUCCAGUCUAGUCUGGUCAGGAUUCUACAUCAAACUCUAUAUGGCAUCAUUUCAUUUUGUUAAUAAUUUUCUGGGGGAACGUUGACGUUAAGUCUGCUGCUGUACAUAAUAUAGUGCAUAUAGCGUACAUUGAUGCAGGCGAAGUUAUCAUCAGGUAUAAGGAAUAAUAAUCACUCCUGGGCUACACGAAUGGGAACUACUAGUGGGUGAAUAACGGUAUAGAUAGUAAAAGAGGAGAGUAUAAGUACUUUGCGCAGGUUUUAAGAGUAUUAAUCCCUUUGAUUGGUGGAUACUUACUGCGGGAAAGGUCUGGGAUAUAAUAGGUGGGGUGUUGUAGACGACAGCUGAAAACAUUUUGGUAGAUGAUGAUGCAUGCAUGAUUCUUUGGCUUUUUGUCUAGUGCUCUCUGUCAUGCUGAUAUGGUUGUGAUAUACUUACUGUCCAUUGCCAAGAAGCUUUUUACUGAUCAAUACUUUCACUUUUCUUUCA
Punica granatum (pomegranate) is the source of this 1711-nucleotide messenger RNA. NCBI's taxonomy places the organism in Eukaryota, Viridiplantae, Streptophyta, Magnoliopsida, Myrtales, Lythraceae. The record is from RefSeq and is a predicted model, not a curated record.